AUCAGCAGUAGCGUCAUGAAUCUGUGGCUCAGCAGUUAUUUUCUGGUAGCGGGGCUGUUUCUGAGCAGCUCGGCCCUGACGCCUGAAGAAUGCCAACCCUUGGUCAAGCCUUUGCUUCUGAUUGAACCCUCAAUGAUGUAUGGCAGGUGGAGCACUCUUGCGGGUUACGUUGAUGGUGAAGGAUUUAAUGCCAUUCUGAAGGCAACAGAGAGUGUCUCGGUGAAUGUCACUCAAUCACCAUCCAGCCCAAAUGUAGUUGUUAUAUCUGAGAAGGACAAGAUAAAUGGAACAUGUGUGGACCUAGCUUUGAAUUUAACCAUUGAUGGCAACACUGCAUCAGGAAAAUGCGUCACAGUAAAGACGCAAAAGGUGCUCCAACUGGGCGACAUGCUCUUUUCGGAACUCCACAUUCUGCCGAGCUGUGACGGAUGUUUCAUCUUGAACGUCAACACCACCGUCAGAAACCUCAACAUGUUAUUUCAGCAAUUAAACAUCAACAUGGACGUUACAGUGGGCGAGGUCAACAUUCGUGCCAUUUAUUUGAUAGGCAAAGAGACCACGCUGAAGGACUCUGAACUGGAACAUUUCAAGCAGCAGGCGAGCUGCCUCGGCUUCUCCAGAGAACCAGACUUCAUCUACGACCCCAAGAAUGGAUUCUGUGCUUAAGGCGAGGGCAUGAAGUUUCUUUUAUAUAGGCUAACUGACUAACUGAAGUCAAGAGACAAAAAGUGACUCAAAAC
Molecule: messenger RNA, 740 nt
Organism: Perca flavescens (yellow perch)
Lineage: Eukaryota; Metazoa; Chordata; Actinopteri; Perciformes; Percidae
Exons: 7
Coding region: 16-666 (216 amino acids)
Source: RefSeq, a predicted model, not a curated record